Doryrhamphus excisus (bluestripe pipefish) is the source of this 1952-nucleotide messenger RNA. RefSeq names its product kelch-like protein 40a. NCBI's taxonomy places the organism in Eukaryota, Metazoa, Chordata, Actinopteri, Syngnathiformes, Syngnathidae. The record is from RefSeq and is a predicted model, not a curated record. Gene Ontology annotation, molecular function: protein binding.
UCUGGGAGGUUAGCGUGUGUCCGUGGUAGUCUUGUGUGCGACGGAACACUUGAAGGCGACGGAACAAAAUGGCUGCUCUGGCUAUCGACCCUACGGAGCAGCCUCGGAUGUACCAGCAAACUCUGCUUCAAGACGGACUGUGCGAUCUUUUAGAGAACGACAAGUUUGUGGACUGUGUUCUCAAAAUCCAGGAACGAGAGUUCCCCUGUCACCGUUUGGUUUUGGCAGCCAGUAGUCCGUUCUUCAAGGCUAUGUUCCUCUCCGACCUGGAGGAGAGCAAAAAACGGGUGAUAGACCUCAAAGAUGUGGAACCUGGCACCAUGGGGAUGAUCUUACGCUACCUCUACACGUCUGACAUCAACCUAACAGAACAGAACGUCCAGGACAUCUUCAUGGUAGCUAACAUGUACCAGAUCCCGUCGAUUUUCUCCGUUUGCGUAUCCUACCUCCAAGAAAAACUGGUUCUCGGAAACUGCUUAGCGAUCUUCAGACUGGGGUUGCUCCUGGACUGUCCCAGACUCGCUUCGACCGCUCAGGAGUUCAUCUGCGAACGGUACCAGGUUGUCAUCAGAGACCAGGACUUCCUUCAGCUCGCUGGAACAGAACUGGCCCUCAUUAUCGGCGCCGACGCUCUUAAUGUGGAUCGUGAGGAAGUGGUCUUUGAAUCUCUGAUGGACUGGGUGAGACAUGAUGAGAAAACACGAAAACAGGAGCUUCCCGAAUUGCUGCACUGCAUCCGAUUCAGGUUGAUUCCUUUGGAAUACUUUAAAGAAAAAGUGGAAAGUCAUCAGUUGAUCCGGUUCAACCAGGACAUCAAGAAAGAUCUGGAUCUGGUCAAGGAUGCUCACAGAGGUCGUCUCCCCAAACCCAGGAAAGAAAAUACAGAUGGGAGUGAAGAAGACCAGGAAUUUUAUCUACCAGGAAUUCUCAACAACAACCCCCGCUUUGGGAUGUUUGAGCAGGACUUGAUCCUGAUGAUCAGUGAAACCGGGACCGUGGCCUACGAGCCGGUUGGAAAUGAGUGCUUUGUGGUGUCGGACUCGGCGGAAAUUCCAAAGAACCACUGUAGCUUGGUGACCAAACAGAACCAGGUGUUUGUUGUGGGCGGGAUGCUGUACAACCAGGAAAACCAAGACGAACCCUUCAGUUCUUACUUCUUACAGUUUGACCCAGUAAGUUCGGAAUGGUUAGGAAUGCCCUCACAACCAAACCCUCGCUGCUUGUUCGGGCUGACCGAAGUGGAGAACUCCAUCUUUGUUGUUGGAGGCAAGGAACUGAAGGAAGGAGAACACGCUCUGGACUCUGUUAUGAUUUAUGACCGACAGUCAUUCAAAUGGGGGGAGUCGGACCCUCUGCCAUACGUGGUGUACGCUCAUGGCACCGUAUCACACAAAGGCCUUGUCUAUGUCAUUGGAGGGAAAUCGGACAGCAAGAAGUGCAUGAGGAGAGUGUGUGUCUACAACCCCACUAAAUUUGAGUGGAAGGACUUAGCUCCCAUGAAGACGGCCCGCUCCCUGUUUGGUAUAGCCGUCCACCAGGACCAGAUCUUUGUCAUGACGGGGGUUACGGACUCAGGUCUCACCAGUUCUGCGGAGGUCUAUGACAUCGCCAGUAACAAGUGGUCCGAGUUCACAGAGUUCCCCCAGGAGCGUAGUUCUCUUAGUCUGAUGUCCGUGGGGGGCUCCCUGUAUGCAGUGGGGGGGUUUGCAAUGAUGCCCAGUGAAAGCAGUGAUGAGCCAGUCCCAACAGAGAUGACUGACAUCUGGAGGUAUGACGAAGCAAAGAAGUGCUGGAGUGGGAUUCUACGUGAGAUUAGCUUUGCAGAAGGAGCCACCGUCGUUCCCGUACGCCUCAAUACGCUGCGACUCAACAAGUUAUAACGACAAUCAGUGUGAAAGUUGCUCACUUAGGAGUCUCGUUUUUUUGCAACUGAAUAAGAUGUUUGAGUCUAA